CGUAUGACUACAUCAACCGUGUUGUGAUAACGCUUCCGCUGUCGGUCUACGAGGGCCGAGAGGCAGAAGCUGGUGUACAUUCUUGGGACCGAGACGUGCAGCUUCCCGAUGGCGGUUCGCGGGGCCACCGCAAGUUCAUGAGGAAAGACGCCCUUGAACGAUCGGAGAAUAUGAAGCGUGAUGGUUUCACCAUCCGCUGCGACAUCAUGGUAUGCAGCGCGGAGGAUGACGCCGCUGGUGGCACUGCCCCGCCUCGCUACAUAUGCCAGCAUUUUAACACUCUCCUUGAAAGUAAGGUGGGUGCUGAUGUGACGUUCGAGGUCAGCGGCGAGACAUUCGCUGCACACCGGUGCGUGCUUGCUGCCCGGUCGACGGUCUUCAUGGCGCAGCUCUUUGGCCCCAUGAAGGAGGGCACCACGUCCAGUGUCAUACGGAUCGAAGACAUGGAGGCAAAAGUGUUCAGGGCUCUGCUUAGAUUCAUCUACACAGACUCUUUUCCUGAGAUGGAGAAGGAAGGCAUGCAGGAGGAAGCACAAGAUGUGGAACAAGGACAAGAAGAGGAUGAAAUGCGGCUGCAAUGGCUGCGAGGCUUAUUUACGGCGGCAGACAGAUAUGACCUCCAACACCUCAAGUUCAUCUGUGAAAAGCGGUUGUCUGAGGACAUAGGUGUGAGCUCGGUGGCGGCCACUCUUGUUCUGGCCGAGCAGCACGACUGCAGCGGGUUGAAGAUGGCGUGCUUCAAGUUUAUUCAAGCUCAAUCUUCCUCCUGUUUGAAAAGGGUAAUGUCAACUAAUGGAUGGGGGCAUUUAAUGACGACUUACCCCUCUAUUUUGAAUGAGGUCAUUGCCAAGCUUGUUUCGAAAAAACGAAAGAAGCACUCUACAUAGAUUGUAGUUCUAGGUCUUGCUUUUGUCUCGUCCUGUAAUUUGCCUAUAUGCUGCAGUAUCAGAAAGAUCCAACAUAUGGGCAAAUUGUCUCUUUAUGGAAUGGAUGGUCUGCUAUUUCAGGUGUAGAACUGCAUUGCAGCCCUGUGCAAGUUCCCUAGCUAGGCAGUCUUAUCCUCGUGUAUUUCUCUGUGCACUAAUUGUGUUGUAUAUUAUUGCUC
Triticum aestivum (bread wheat) is the source of this 1105-nucleotide messenger RNA. RefSeq names its product BTB/POZ and MATH domain-containing protein 2-like. Gene Ontology annotation, molecular function: protein binding. The transcript is spliced from 2 exons. Gene Ontology annotation, biological process: protein ubiquitination. Lineage: Eukaryota; Viridiplantae; Streptophyta; Magnoliopsida; Poales; Poaceae. The record is from RefSeq and is a predicted model, not a curated record. The coding region runs from base 138 to 887 and encodes 249 amino acids.